Molecule: messenger RNA, 387 nt
Organism: Brassica napus (rape)
Lineage: Eukaryota; Viridiplantae; Streptophyta; Magnoliopsida; Brassicales; Brassicaceae
Product: cold shock domain-containing protein 4-like
Exons: 1
Coding region: 1-387 (128 amino acids)
Molecular function (GO): nucleic acid binding; zinc ion binding
Source: RefSeq, a predicted model, not a curated record
AUGACUAGUUUCGAGGAUAUAGUUGGGAGAUUGAAAGCUUAUGAAGAAAGAAUAAGUGAAGAAGAAGAAGAAGAAGUUGAGGAUCGUGGGAAGCUAAUGUAUGUGAAUAAUGAAGCUCAGACCGACGGUUAUGGGACAGGCAUAGGAAGAGGACGCGGUGGUCGAGGCAACUGGAGAGGAGGUAGAGACCGAGGAAGGUAUGGAGCUUUCUACGCGCAAAAGGAAGCCUACAAGCAAGGCCAAUACGGGACUAAGGAGAAGAGUCACAUUACCUGCUUCUCCUGUGAUAAGCUUGGCCACUACGCCUCCGAGUGCCCUGAUGCGAAGCUUAAACUCCAAGAAACCGUAGAAAAAAGUAGGAUGAUACGCAAGAAGCUUAUGAACUGA